GCAAUCUUAAAGUCCACCAGCUUGCCCAACUGCAAUUCAAUCUCAGCUUUCUUCCGCUUCCUUCUCAGCUACUUUUGCCUUCUGCCAUCCUUAUCCGCCACUUUGUUUCUAUCUUUCAGUAUAGUCUCCUGGCAUAAACAUGCGUUUUGCCUCCUUUUAAGUUCUACUUCUUUUAUUUCUGAAGUUUUAAAACUCUCAUGACUUUACUUGUAGAGUUCUGAGCCAUUUCUGCUCCUUGUCUCUUUGUGUUUGGACUACUGCAGUUUGCAGAAAUUGCAAUUUUAGGUUGUACUUGCAAGCAAUUUAACUCAAGGCUUCUUUUGAUCUUAAGUGUUAAUGUAUGUUUUAAUACUUUACCUUUCUCACAGUGAAUAAUUAAAAAAAUAAUUUGUUUGAGAACUAUUUUCCUGGUCCUCAGUAAUUGAGGAGCCAUGCUCUACAUCAAAGGAUGCUCAAAGUUUCUACCAAUGGGUUCAUUCUCACUCUAAGAUGUUCUUAUUUAUUCUAGUGGCCUGAUAAUCUUACUAGCACUAUUAUAGGAAAUAGUUUUAGAGGAUAAAUUCUUAUUUGUGCCUUGUAAGUUUUGUUGCUUCAUUUCUGCUAUUUACUUAUUUUUAUGCUGUUUAUAAAAGAUAGCAUGGAAUCCUUGUUCUCCCAUUUGCAGUUUGUGCCUGUUUGAUUGCACAGUUUCAGCCUUGUGAUGCUGUUUGGAUUGGGGAAGGUGGUAUUCCUGAUCAUCUUAUUGUUCAUUCACCUACGUCUAACCUCCAGGUCUAAUUCUGCCAUUUCAUCUGAAAAGUAGCACAGGCAAAAAUUAUUUUCAUUCUUCAGAGACAGGUUCUGGGUGCUUUCUUCAGCCUUUACUCUUUGAUUUCAUUCUGUUGGGACUACUGCUGGUUAUUUCUUCAGCUAGAAUAUCUCUUCAGGCAGACCUUUGGAAAAAUAAUCUUACAAAUCCUUGUUUCAGUCCAUUGCAUCAUGGGUGUGCCAUGAGAGAAUCUAGACUGUAUUAAUCCAAGCAAGUUUUAGUCCCCUCUAGCUGCUUGCCUUGCUUCCUGUUUGACAGGACACACGUGCCACUAACUUCACUCAGGAGUGAGGAGGAGAAGAGUUGCCCCACUGUCCUGUGUGAGAAGCACCUCUGGCACACUCAGUCCUGUGCUGAAUCCAAAGCAGUGCGCUUCUUCCUUCAUGCAGUGUUUUAGGGAGAAGAUUAAAACCCAGAUGUGAGAGGAUAUUCUGGGACCUGAUCCCUGUUGAUAGUUUUAGAAGUUGAACAUCCAAUACUUGAACAGAUUUAGCACGUAAAAUGAUUUGCCCCAAAUCCUGCACAAAAUCCCCAAGAGGACUGGUAAUUCAGCAAAUCUGCUGAUGCUCAGUUCAAGUCUGUUGUCACAAACCCAUGUGGAUAAAGUCUGUAACAGCAUUUCCUUCCUAGCUCCUUGGGACUUCGGUUCAACUUUGUGAUGUCUUCCCCUGAAAUUGCUUCCCUUUCUUGGGGUCAGAUGAAGGUGAAAGGCUGCUCUACAACAUAUAAGGAUUGCAAAGUAUGGCCAGGAGGAAGCCGGACAUGGGAUUGGCGAGAAACCGGGACUAAUCAUUCUCCAGGAGUGCAGCCAGCUGACCUUGAAGAAGUCGUCAAGAAGGGUGUUAAAACUGUGGUGAUUGGUCGUGGCAUGAGUGAGGCUUUGCAGGUUCCAGCAUCCACUGUGGACUAUCUGAAGAAGAACGGCAUUGACGUGCUGGUGCUGCAGACGGAGAAGGCCGUGGCGGAGUACAAUGCCCUGGCUGCUCAGGGUGUCCGAGUGGGCGGCGUGUUCCAUUCCACCUGCUGAAGCGCUGCUCCUUCCGCCCUCCCGGCCCGCCGCCGGGACACACCGACACACCCCUGCUGAACCCACUCGCACUCAGCGGAGUGCGGGCUUACGGGCCAAGGCGGUUGUGCACUGACCAUCGAAAGCGCAAAGACACUUUGUUAGGUCAGGAUUUAAGCAAAUCGAGGGCUCACAAAAGGCGGGGCUGUUAAUGUAAUUAAAUUGUUUAAUUACAGAAUAAUUUCCAUGUAUUGUUGAGAUUGACCCAAUUUUCCUCUGAAGGCUGUCCAUAGUCUUGUUACUUAACUUUUCACCUGUUCACUAAAUCAGGAAAUUAUGGUUUAAAUACUUUUAUUAGAAAAUGGCUCAAAAUUACAUUACUGGCUACUGGAAUGCAGCCAUAAAAUAGCUGAUGAGCACGAUCAAAUAGUAGAUAUGAGGUGGUGGUAAAGAAGCACUUUACCACCACUGGAUAAAUAAGUUUAAAAAAAAAUAAAAGCAAACUGGGAACAUAAAACUUUACCUCCAGCAGGUGACCUCAGUCAGGGUAUUUGCCAAUUUAUGAACUGGCAAUAAUAGAGCACUUUUAAAUUUUUCAUUGAGCCUGAAAAAGGGGAAAAAAUGUCAACAGGGUAUAAGCAUAAAACCUGGGCCUUAAAGAAUUUUCUUAUUAAUUUCUUAUUCUAAUUAAUUAAUGGGGAUUGAGCUGUCUAAUACAUAUCUGUUCAGCAGUUUCUACAUGCUUAAAAUAAUCAGAAAUGUGUGUUACAAAACUAGAGUUUGCAGCAUAAAACAUUGAUCUCUAGGACAUCAGUCUGAAUCGCUGCUAGCAAAGCACUGCUGGCAAGCUGGGGAUGCAUGUGAGACUUGUUACUGGUCAUUAUCUGAUGAUUUAAAUGUUGUGCCAACAAACAUUAUUACACUGAAUAUUCAAACAGUU
Molecule: messenger RNA, 2754 nt
Organism: Passer domesticus (house sparrow)
Lineage: Eukaryota; Metazoa; Chordata; Aves; Passeriformes; Passeridae
Gene: AAMDC
Product: adipogenesis associated Mth938 domain containing
Exons: 5
Coding region: 1467-1835 (122 amino acids)
Biological process (GO): positive regulation of fat cell differentiation
Cellular component (GO): cytoplasm
Source: RefSeq, a predicted model, not a curated record